Plasmodium malariae is the source of this 828-nucleotide messenger RNA. RefSeq names its product fam-m protein. The transcript is spliced from 2 exons. The record is from RefSeq and is a predicted model, not a curated record. Bases 1 to 828 code for a protein of 275 amino acids. Lineage: Eukaryota; Apicomplexa; Aconoidasida; Haemosporida; Plasmodiidae.
AUGGAACGAAAAAAUAGGUUAUUGUUUUUUAUUAAAUUUGUAGCCUUUAUUAUAACUUGGAUGUACUAUUUUCAAAGUGAUUUGAGUACGUUUAACAAAUCCUUUUGUGAGAUCUACAGACUUAACGGAAAAUUAAAUGCAAGAACAUAUAGAUUACUAGCAAAAUAUAAGCAUGAUAAGAAUUCAAAUAUUGUUGAACUAAAAGAAGGAAUAUCAAAUAGUGGAAUGUGCAUAAGAAAAUAUUUUUCUAACAAUGAAAGAGAGACCAUAGGAAAAAAGAAACAAUCAAAUAGAGAUUCAUUAAAUGAUGAUGGAGUCAAAGAAGAAGCUCUGAAAAAUAAAUCUUGUAUCUUUGGAACAAAAAAAUAUUCCUAUUUUGAAAAUAAAAUAUUCAAAGAACUUGAUAAUGCUGAAUAUCUUGAAAAAAACAACAGAAUUAGCGAUAAAACAUACAAUAAAAUAAAGUUUAAAAAGAGAAGAUUACGUUUUUCUUUAGUUUUAUUAUUAUUCAUACUGAUUUUAGUGGUACCCUUAAUAGAUUUAUCCAUUUAUAAUGUUUAUGGUAAAGAGCUGUUAAGUGCAUUGGGGUUGUUGACUUUAAGUACGGGUUAUAGUGGUUAUUUUCCUGAAGUAAGUGGAUCAUUAAAAGCUCCAUUAGGCUUAAAAGAUUCGAUGUUCAGAGAAGUAAUAAGAGUUCCAACUAUUAUAAAAUAUUGUAUUCCUAUAUUAAUAAUAUUUGUCGUACUUAUGUUAAGUAUCGUUUAUUACUAUAAAAAAGUUAUGAAAUAUGAAAAAAUUAAGUUCAUGGAAAAAUUAAAAGAAUAUUAA